AAAGUCGAAAACACGAUUAACGAUCAUAUCGUGUCAAUUAGAGAUUCGAUAAUGGUGUACGUAAAAUUUUUACUGCUAUUCUAUACAUUUGGUUUCUCUUUACAAAGAAGUUAUGGUCAUGGAACGAUGAUGGAUCCUGUUAGCAGAAGCAGCAUGUGGAGGCAGGGAUUUCCUAGCGAGCCAAAUUACACCGACAAUGAAUUAAACUGUGGCGGAACAUUCACUCAGUUCUAUCUGAAUAAGGGAAAGUGUGGCGUGUGCGGUGACAAUUAUGCUAUGCCACGUCCCAGACCGAACGAGAACGGAGGCAUUUACGGAAACAGUACAAUUGUCAAAAAAUACGUAAAAGGAGGGAUCGUCAAUGUUAAAAUAAAGUUGACUGCGAACCAUAUGGGAAAUUUCAAGUUCGAUCUCUGUCCUUUGAAACGAACUAACGAUCUCGAAGACGAGGAAUGUUUCAAUCGCUAUUCACUUAGAGUGAUCAACGGCGAUUACGAAGUGCGGAUUCCUAAUGACAAGCUGAUCUUCAACUUACGCGUUAAACUAUCGAAAAACGUGGUUUGCGACCACUGCGUCUUCAGAUGGACGUACCGAGCCGCAAACAACUGGGGACAGUGCGACGACGGGACGUCGGAUUUGGGCUGCGGCCCUCAAGAGACUUUCAAAAACUGCGCAGACAUUUCGAUCGAACGUUAUUAA
Ceratina calcarata is the source of this 699-nucleotide messenger RNA. RefSeq lists its product as uncharacterized. The record is from RefSeq and is a predicted model, not a curated record. NCBI's taxonomy places the organism in Eukaryota, Metazoa, Arthropoda, Insecta, Hymenoptera, Apidae. The coding region runs from base 52 to 699 and encodes 215 amino acids. The transcript is spliced from 3 exons.